This is a messenger RNA of Rubroshorea leprosula, 1252 nucleotides long. The record is from the annotation of a GenBank genome assembly. Lineage: Eukaryota; Viridiplantae; Streptophyta; Magnoliopsida; Malvales; Dipterocarpaceae.
AUAACUAUCAUAUCUAAAGAUUAAAUUGUACACAUAAAAAUAAAUAUAGAAGGGGCUUAAUUGUGAGGAAAUAAUAUUAUUGAGUUUAAUGGCAAAAAUUUUCAAAUUUGAGGGACUUAAAAGAGAAAAUGAAUUGGAUAAGGAUCAGCUAUUUUUUUUUCCUUCUUUCUUCUUCCUUAGCCGCCCGAUUCUGCUCCUCUUUUUCUCCCCUGCACCGAUCAAGAAGCAAGCCACCUACUGCACGACCCAUUUGAGAAAACCGAAUUCCGGAUCUGCUUUGCUCUGUUCCUCAUCGUCUGUUGCUCUUGCUUUGUGGGUGCGAAUUUCUCUGAUUUUUGGAUUUCUUGAUUUUUCCUUCCAUGCCCAUCGGCCUCCCCCAAACCCGCCAGCUUCGGUUUGCUUGCUGCAAAUUUUGGUAUGAGACAACUUUUAAAGCUGAAUUUUAAACCAUUUAAUCGUUGUCCGUGCUGUUGAAUUGUCCUGUUGCAAUAUGGAAGAACCCGUUUGUUGUUGCCCCUGUGCUAUUCGGGAAUUUCUGCUGAAAGAGGGAAAUAUUUCAGCAGCCUUAAACCAUUUUUUUAAGCUUGAUUAAGGUAGAAUUAGCUUAUUUUGGCUACUGUGAUUUUUGGAGAAAACCCCGUGAUUCGCUAUUGUUUUGCCAAAGUUCGGGUUCUCCCUUUUCUGUCUAUGAAUUUGGAAAAUUUGGUAUAUAUGUGUUGUGUAUAAUUAAAUCAAUAAUUGAAAUAAAAGCCUUGCUCCCCAUUGUUUUAUCCGUGAGAUUGGGAAACCAUUUAUAUAUGUAUUUGUGUAUAUAAAUGUAUAUAUACAUAAUCUGGUCAAUAAAAAUAAAUAAAUAAAUAAAUGAAAUUGCUUAUAGAAUUAAUUCUUGGAUAUUUUGGUUAGGUUCUUGAUCCUUGGGGCACUUUAGUGCGUGGAUUGAGUCUUCAAUUUUAUGCGGUUUGAGGAAGCGAAGUCAAGGACGGGGAAAAACGAGGGGAGUGAUGAGUUAGAAGGCUAGCCAUCUUGUAAAUUGAGCAUAGAUUUUAGAUAUAAAUCAUGAUCUUAUAAGCUAGAAUUUAUUUGGAGAUUUAUGAUAUCAGAGCAAAUUUUAAAAAUUUUAUCUUCAGAUUUUGUGGGAUCAGAUUGUGAUAUGAUAAAGUUCUGAGUCUUGUGCAUUUGUGAGACCUUCUCACAAGUGCACGGCAUCUGCCACGUUCUCGGAUUUGGGUUUUGAGGCGUGACAAGCUUAUUG